Molecule: messenger RNA, 2758 nt
Organism: Poecile atricapillus (Black-capped chickadee)
Lineage: Eukaryota; Metazoa; Chordata; Aves; Passeriformes; Paridae
Gene: UGP2
Product: UDP-glucose pyrophosphorylase 2
Exons: 10
Coding region: 258-1784 (508 amino acids)
Biological process (GO): glycogen metabolic process; UDP-alpha-D-glucose metabolic process
Cellular component (GO): cytoplasm
Molecular function (GO): UTP:glucose-1-phosphate uridylyltransferase activity
Source: RefSeq, a predicted model, not a curated record
CCUCUUCCAUUGAUGAAAUUUAAAUUGCUCGGGGUUCGCCGCCCGCCCGCCGGCCCGGGAGGGACUGCUCGGCCGAGGGGCAGCGCGGCGGGCGGGCGGGAGCUCCCAGCGAGGCCGGGGUCGCCGCCUCUCCCGCCGCAGCCUCCGCAGGGGCGGCAGCCGCGCUCCGGCCCUUCGCUGCCCGCCGCGGGGCGGAACCCCCCGAGCGAGGCGCUCCGUGUUUGCCCAAGUGUUUGUGUGUUGGUCAAAGCGCGAAAAUGUCGGCUCUCGUGAAAGAUUUCAGCAAAGCAAUGUCUCAAGCUGGCUCCUCACAGUUUCAGGAAGUCAUUCGGCAGGAGCUGGAGUAUUCAAUGAAAGUGGAACUCGAUAAGAUACUUGCAACUGCACACUCAAAUGAGAUAGAGCAUACUAAAAAGGACCUGGAAGGAUUUAAGAAGCUAUUUCAUAGAUUCCUACAAGAAAAGGGACCAUCUGUAGACUGGGGGAAGAUUCAGAGACCUCCAGAAGAUUCUAUCCAGCCCUAUGAGAAGAUCAAGGCCAGAGGCCUGCCUGAUAACAUUGCUUCUGUCUUGAACAAGCUGGUGGUGGUGAAGCUCAAUGGUGGCUUGGGCACAAGCAUGGGCUGCAAAGGCCCCAAGAGCCUCAUUGGGGUGCGGAACGAGAACACCUUCCUGGAUCUGACGGUGCAGCAGAUCGAGCAUUUAAACAAAUCCUACAACACCGAUGUUCCUCUGGUUCUCAUGAAUUCCUUCAACACGGAUGACGACACAAAGAAAAUCCUGCAGAAAUACAGUCACAGCCGUGUGAAGAUAUACACUUUUAAUCAAAGCAGGUAUCCCAGAAUCAACAAGGAAACUCUGCUGCCAAUAGCCAAGGAUGUCUCUUACUCAGGAGAGAACACAGAGUGCUGGUACCCUCCAGGCCAUGGAGACAUCUACGCCAGCUUCUACAACUCUGGGCUGCUGGACAACCUCAUUGCAGAGGGGAAGGAAUAUAUUUUUGUGUCCAAUAUAGAUAAUUUGGGUGCCACUGUGGACCUUUACAUUCUUAACCACCUCAUGAACCCACCCAAUGGAAAACGCUGCGAAUUUGUCAUGGAAGUCACAAACAAAACCCGGGCGGAUGUGAAGGGUGGCACGCUGACACAGUACGAGAAUAAGCUGAGGCUGGUGGAGAUAGCUCAGGUCCCUAAAGCACAUGUGGAUGAAUUCAAGUCUGUGUCGAAAUUCAAAAUAUUCAAUACCAACAAUUUGUGGAUUGCUCUGUCUGCAAUUAAAAGGCUGCAAGAGAAAAACGCCAUUGACAUGGAGAUCAUUGUUAACCCAAAGACUCUGGAUGGAGGCUUGAAUGUUAUCCAGCUGGAGACCGCAGUUGGUGCUGCUAUCAAGAGUUUUGAGAACUCUCUGGGGAUAAACGUACCUCGUAGUCGUUUCCUGCCUGUGAAGACCACCUCGGAUCUCUUGCUCGUGAUGUCCAAUUUGUACAGCCUUAACGCGGGGUCUCUAACGAUGAGCGAGAAGCGCGAAUUCCCAACAGUGCCUCUUGUCAAACUGGGAAGCUCCUUCACAAAGGUUCAAGAUUACCUGCGAAGGUUUGAAAGUAUUCCAGAUAUGCUGGAGCUGGAUCAUCUCACGGUUUCAGGUGAUGUUACAUUUGGGAAGAAUGUUUCAUUAAAGGGAACAGUCAUCAUCAUUGCAAACCACGGUGACAGGAUUGACAUCCCAGCUGGAGCUCUACUAGAGAACAAAAUCGUAUCUGGCAACCUGCGGAUCCUGGACCACUGAGUCCAGGAGAGGGCACGGUCAGGGCUGGGGCUGCAGCGCCAAACCAGCCUCGCCGUGGAAGAACCUUUUAAGCAUUAGAAAUCUAAGUACACAGAGGGCCUAUGCUUUGUCAUCUUCACAGUACCCUGCAGUAUUAAUUUAAAAUUUUCUCUUGCUUAUCUUUAAGCAGCCACAUAAGCGCCAUGGAUGUGCGUAAGUAAUGCUUCAGUCCUUAAAGAGAUUCUGUAACUCAGUUAAUAUAACCUUGAAGUGCAAUACUGUUUGUCUUGCGGGAAGAUGGACAGAUCUUCUUUGAUAAGAAGUUCAGAGGCUCGCCUCGACCAUUCAGUAGUUUUGAAUUGCUUGUAACUGCAGAAAUAAAGCUGUGAAGCAAUACAUGUGGGACAACAUGGUUGGCAACUCCUGUGACGUUUUAGGAAGGCACAGUUGAAAACCAAAAGUUUCACUACUGCUAAACAGGCUCUUAAAACCCUGUAUUUCAUGUGCUCACAACCUGUAGCCCUCUUCAACCCCCCCAAACUACAAGUGGGAUGUCCUAUCCCAGUUGUAUGUCGAGGUACUGGGGUAAGGCUGUCAAUACCUCCAUUUCCGUAUCGUGAGAGUGGGAAUCAUCCGUGUUCCAGACUUGCCCAAAGAAUCCAAUACUUGAGAAAAAUGCCUCAGUAGCCACGUGUGGUGUUUGCUUUUUCACAUCCCAUUUAAGACUGGAUCUCCUGUUAAUAUCUUAAUCUUUGAUCUGCCCUCUUUUUUCAAUAAAUGGAUCACGUUGACUACACCUAUGUUCAUAUUGUCACAGCCAUGUAUGUUAAUUUAUCUUCUCUUGAGUUUCUAAAUUUGUACAGGAAUCGAAAUCCCUGUCCUGAUCACUAUUGAUUUCUUAAUGUUUCUCUUGUAUUUACAUGCAGACAACUUUAUUUUAUAAGCUUAGUAUAACACUGGUAUGUAUCAUUAAAGAAGUUGGUCUUUAAAAACAA